Molecule: messenger RNA, 1092 nt
Organism: Entrophospora candida
Lineage: Eukaryota; Fungi; Glomeromycota; Glomeromycetes; Entrophosporales; Entrophosporaceae
Source: the annotation of a GenBank genome assembly
AUGGAAGAUGGUUAUAUUCAUAAUAUGACCUUCAAACAAGCAAAAAAUCUAUUAGAAAGUCCUCGUUCUCGUCAAGUUAUUACUUUGGCUAGUUGUGGUAAAAAAGUUGGUGUUUGUGAAGUUGGUGAUCCCAAUGGUUUUCCUGUCCUUUGGUUCACAGGCAAUAUGGGACCUGCACUUUCUAUAGUGUUGUAUCAUUACAUUGCUAAAAAACAUCAUAUUAGAUUAGUUUGUGUCGAUAGACCAGGUUAUAAUGAUAGCGAUGAUAUAUAUUCAACACCCGGUGUGCCAAACCUGUUUGAAUUUGCAGAGAUGAUUAACGAAUUAACUUUAAUACUAAGAAUGUGGCAAUUUGGUUUGGCGACAUUUUCUUUGGGUGCUGUUUAUGGACUAGCUUACUCAUUAUUAUUUCCUGAAAGAAUCUCCGGCCCAAUAUUUAUGGUUAGUCCUUGGGUGUCAACAAGUGUCCCUGGAACUUCUACAAUGUAUAAAGGAAUAGCUAAAUUUGCUCCAAAUUUUUUAAUACGUACAGGAUUGAGUAAUUUGCCUAAUUUUUUGAAUUUAUGGGGAACUUUAGGAGGCUCUAAUGCGUCACCUUCUACUUCUCAAUCAUCAUCUACAUCAUUUUAUAGUUCAUCGCCUUCAUCACGGUCAUCGUCAACUUCUGUACUAGGGGUGACAAAUGACGAUGACAACCAAAAUCAUGACUUAGAUCCAGAAAAUAUUGAAAACAUCGAUAAUAUUGACGAUUUGUUAUUUUCAAUUUCACCCGGUAGAAGUUUUAUACAUAAUCAAAUAUAUCAGAAUGGUCUAUGGAAUCUACAGAAUAGAACUGGUGCACAUAUAGAUGCUUUGGUUGCGCUGGAGAAAGUUGAUUGGGGAUUCAAAUAUGAAGAGACCACGUACCCGAUUCAAGCUUACGUUGGCGAUGUUGAUGAUAAUGUGCCGAUAAAUGCUUGGAUGUACAUGAGCAAUCGGAUGAAUAAUAUUAAUAUGGAAGUUAUAGAAGGCGGAGGUCAUUAUUUAUUGUAUAGAAUGGAUUUUAUGGAUAAUUUAUUCAAGACUAUUCAACGUACCUCCAAUAAAAUAUAA